UUGAACAGUUAAUACUCAUGUUAUCAAGACGACGAAGAAGAAACACUCCUCGAGCACAGCUGUGACUCCUCCCUUUAGUAACCGCACUGAGAAAAAUGGCGGCGUCUGUGUGCCGAGUCGGGAGCACUGUGGGUCGAGCCCUCGCUAAAAACCGCAGUCCCAUCCUGCUGUCUCUGAGGCGUGGACAGGCCUCAGUCAGCUAUGCCCAGAGUCUGGUGGGAGCCCCUGAAACUCGCCUCACUGCCCUGGACAAUGGUUUGAGGGUUGCAUCAGAGGAGACUGGACAUGCCACAUGCACUGUUGGACUGUGGAUCAGUACUGGCAGCCGCUAUGAGAGUGAGAAGAACAAUGGAGCGGGCUUCUUCCUGGAGCACUUGGCUUUCAAGGGAACCAAGAAACACCCUCAGACAGCGCUGGAGCAGCAGGUGGAGUCCAUGGGUGCUCACCUGAGUGCCUACACCUCCAGGGAACACACUGCGUACUACAUGAAGACGCUGUCCAAAGACUUGCCCAAAGCCGUGGAGUUGCUGUCCGAGGUGGUGCAGAACUGCUCGCUGAGUGAGGCAGAGAUUGAGCAGCAGAGGGGUGUCGUACUGCGGGAGCUCGAGGAAGUUGGGGGUAACCUCCAGGAAGUUUGCCUGGACCUGCUGCAUGCUACCGCCUUCCAGGGCACACCUCUAGGACACAGCGUGCUGGGACCAUCCAGCAAUGCCAGGACUUUGACCCGUCAGGACCUGGUGGAUUACAUCAACAGCCAUUACAAAGCCCCUCGCAUGGUGCUGGCUGCUGCUGGAGGUGUGAACCAUGAAGAGUUGGUUGAUUUGGCCAAAACUCACUUUAGCGGAGUGUCUUUUGAGUAUGAGGGAGAUGCCGUCCCCGUCCUGUCACCCUGCAGAUUUACCGGCAGUGAGAUCCGUAUGCGUGAUGAUGGUUUGCCUCUGGCACAUGUUGCCAUCGCUGUGGAGGGGGCCAGUGCUGCCAGCCCAGACAUCGUGCCACUCAUGGUGGCCAACUCCAUCAUCGGUAGCUUUGACCUCACAUAUGGAGGUGGAAAGAAUCUGAGCAGCCGUCUGGCUCGCCUGGCAGUGGAGGAGAAACUGUGUCACAGCUUCCAGGCCUUCCACUCCUCCUACAGCGACACCGGCUUGCUGGGAAUUCACUUUGUGGCUGAUAAGCACUACAUUGAAGACAUGAUGCACUGGUCCCAGAAUGCCUGGAUGAACCUGUGCACCACAGCGACAGAGAGUGAUGUAGCCAGAGGCAAGCAAGCUCUGAGGGCCAGUCUGGUUGGACAGCUCAAUGGAACAACACCAAUCUGUGAUGACAUCGGCAGACACAUCCUGAACUACGGGCGGCGUAUUCCUCUGGCUGAGUGGGACGCUCGUAUCGAUGCUGUGACCCCCAGGGUUCUACGUGACAUCUGCUCCAAAUAUAUCUAUGACAAGUGUCCUGCUGUGGUCGCUGUUGGCCCCUGCGAGCAGCUACCUGACUACAACAGAGUGCGCAGUGCCAUGUACUGGCUGAGGUUUUAAGAUAAGUUGUUGUGUUGCUUCGAGUGUCCCAUGUUUGCUCCUCUUCUUCGUCCUCAGCCUCACUGUCUUCACUGCCAGAGUGAACACCAGAGGACCAUCUACACGUUGGCUUGACGGCACAUGCAGCCAUCCGUCCUCUCUCUUCUCCUCGCCUCCCUCUCUUAUCCUGCCCAUUGGUCACUUUUAGUUAGCUGUGAGGGGGGCAGCAUGUCUGCACAUUGUUAGUGUUGAAGUUAUGCAUUGGUUACCUCUUGAUUGUACUACAAAGGUCCACCUGGUACUGUUUGAGAGCGGAGAGGAGAGAGGGCGGACUUGGAAAAAUAAUCAUCGACUUGACACACAUCGCCGAUAAUGAAUACAACCAGUAAGGAGCAAGAGUAUAUUUAUAAAUUCUGUAAGACUUGUUUCUGUCCUCUAUUGUACAUAACAGAAGCUCUCAUUCCGACAGAAUAAAAAUACUGUAAAACAUUA
Messenger RNA from Acanthopagrus latus (yellowfin seabream), 2003 nucleotides. RefSeq names its product cytochrome b-c1 complex subunit 1, mitochondrial (gene uqcrc1). NCBI's taxonomy places the organism in Eukaryota, Metazoa, Chordata, Actinopteri, Spariformes, Sparidae. The coding region runs from base 96 to 1532 and encodes 478 amino acids. Gene Ontology annotation, molecular function: metal ion binding. Gene Ontology annotation, cellular component: mitochondrion. The transcript has 13 exons. The record is from RefSeq and is a predicted model, not a curated record.